CAAUUUGGAAGUUUCAAGUGUUUACGGGUCAAAAUGAUAAAUCCGAAGCCAAGGGUAUAAUAGUAUUUUUGAUAUGCAUUACCCUUUUCUUUGUUAACACUUCUUGGUUUCAUCUCCUGCCCUGCCCAAGAGUCUUCUUUUUAGUACGAACUUCAAAAUACACCUUACCCUGCUUCACCCAACACACACAGUAUCUCUCUCUCUCUCACACACAGUGACUAUGAGACCUUCCACCACUGGAUCCCUCCUACUCCUCCGCAUCGUCCUCCUCUACUCCGCCGCAGUCGUCGUCUCACAACCUGCCAACGCUGCCUCCACAUCCUCAACUCUUGACCCAAAGCAAGUAAGGGCACUCCAAUCUCUCUACAUUCCAACAACCCAUGACCCCUGCACCCAACCUUCUUUUCACAACGCCACCGUCUGUGAUAACGGCACUCCCUUCCGCCACCUCCUCUCCCUCCGGCUUUCCAACUGCUCCGAGGACCUCUCCCUUUCCACCACAGCCCUUUCCUCCCUUUCUACACUCACCUCCCUCAGCUUUGUAGACUGCCACGUUCCCAUCGUCCACUUCCCCACCUCCCUCUCCAUCAACCUCCUAUCUUUCACAUCCAUCAACUCCUUACAACGUCUCACCGGCGUCUUCCUCAGCCGCUUCAGUAACCUUACAGAACUCGACAUCUCCGGCGAUUCCAUCAAAGCAUCCGGCAUCCACAUUAUAACCUCUAACAUGAAGUCUUUGAACACCCUAACCCUAUCAAACACUAACCUCACUGGAUUAAUCCCAAAACAUUGGUAUCCGAAGCUCUCGCACAUGGAUUUGUCGGAGAACAAACUCAAUGGUACUAUACCCACAUCUUUAACACUUUUGGAAAACCUUAGAUUCUUGAAUUUAUCUUCGAAUCAACUCACUGGAGAAAUACCCUCUACAAUUGGUGACUUGAUUUCUCUUCAAAAUCUCUCUUUAUCAUCAAAUUCGUUAUCUGGCUCGAUUCCGGGAUCAAUUUCCACUAUUUCAAGAUUAGUCCAUUUGGAUCUGGGUUCGAAUCAGUUAAACGGUACAAUUCCCAGAUCCAUCAACGAAAUGAAGGGAUUGAAGUAUCUGAAUCUGGAAAACAACAAUUUCCAUGGAGUUAUGCCUUUUAAUGCGUCGUUCAUCAAGAAAUUGACUGUGUUCAAGAUAAAUGGAAAUGACAAUCUGUGUUACAAUCACUCUUCGAUUUCGAAAAAAGCAAAGCUUGGGAUUGCUCCUUGUGAUAAACAUGGACUGCCCAUUUUGCCUCCACCGGCGGCUGAUGAGCCGUCGUCAUCUGUGGAUGAUUUGAGCAGCGGUGACUAUGAUGAUGGUGGUGAUAGUGGAAAGAAGAAAAAGGGAGAUGAUAGUGAUCAUGGUCCAAAUAAGGUUGUUCUUGGAGUGGCAAUUGGGCUUUCGGCUGUGGUUUUUCUCAUUAUUUUCUUGAUUAUAUUAUCCAAAUGUGGUGGUAGAUGCUGUGGAUGUUGUUAGAUUAGCCAUUAUAGAGUUUGGAUUGAAUAUUUGGUUGAUUCUUUUGCUGAAGAAUGAAGGAGAUAUACCUCGGAAAUGAAGCUAAAAAUUGCUUGUUUUCGGACACAAGGGAUUGACACGUAAGAGAAAGAUUAGUCUCACUUGAUAAUAAUUAUGAUCAAAGAUCUUAAGUGGGAUAUGAUGGCAUGUGUUUAUUUUUGUUUGUUUGUAGUAACAUUAUUUGAUUAUAUAUUUUUUUUUCUCGAACGGCAUUUGUAUUCUUUGAAUUUGGGAAGAGUUGUGGAUUGGAGUGUAAUUUGUACCAACUCUUAUGGAGGGGAUGUAUGUGCAACCAUUCGUGGUUGUGAUGAGUUGUAUCAUGUGCUCGUUUUCUUGAGGAUGAUUUUUGCCUUGUUAUGAGGUUCACAUGAAUGUUACUUAAUUUUUUGCUUUA
Lactuca sativa (garden lettuce) is the source of this 1934-nucleotide messenger RNA. Its product is annotated as receptor-like protein 51. Gene Ontology annotation, molecular function: protein binding. The record is from RefSeq and is a predicted model, not a curated record. Lineage: Eukaryota; Viridiplantae; Streptophyta; Magnoliopsida; Asterales; Asteraceae.